GAUUUUGCUUAAGUCUAUUCCGCGAAUUUCCUCACUGAUAACAUCUUAGUCUAAUUGCACCUUAUCGGUUCCUAUAAAAGAGUUGCGAAUGUAAAUAAAAGAUGCUAUCUUCCGUUGAGUCAAAUAAAGUGUGGAACAAUUUUAAAGAAAAUGCAUCCAGGUUUUGUGAUUUCAGCGAUUCUUCUAUCACUGCUGACAGUUUGUAGGGCCAACUGUGGAGACCAUUUAGAAGGAUCGACAUUCAGUCACCCCCAGGACCCAGCAGGAUUUUUUAUGUGCCACAAUGGAAUCUUGUACUAUCUUUUCUGCCCAGAUGGAUUAACAUUUGAUCCCAUUGGAAAUAAGUGUAGUGAUACCAGUUGUACUAGCAAAUCCGAUAACACAAUGUUUCCAAAGUCUGGAGAUUGCUCAGGAUUUAUUUUAUGUGAAAAUGGUGUGUCGAAGGAGGGCAAAUGUAUCGGUAACAGGAAAUUUGAUCCUGACCAUGGAUGCCUCGCAAAAGUAUUUUGUACAUAGUACUCAGAGUGAUCCCAAAAUUUUUAAGUGAUAAAUUUGUGAAAGUGUGAUGCUAAUCCAUAAAAUCAUUGCAAAUAAU
Hermetia illucens (black soldier fly) is the source of this 595-nucleotide messenger RNA. RefSeq lists its product as uncharacterized. The record is from RefSeq and is a predicted model, not a curated record. The coding region runs from base 151 to 516 and encodes 121 amino acids. Gene Ontology annotation, molecular function: chitin binding. NCBI's taxonomy places the organism in Eukaryota, Metazoa, Arthropoda, Insecta, Diptera, Stratiomyidae. Gene Ontology annotation, cellular component: extracellular region. The transcript has 2 exons.